This is a messenger RNA of Myxozyma melibiosi, 1011 nucleotides long. Its product is annotated as glutathione S-transferase. The transcript is spliced from 3 exons. The record is from RefSeq and is a predicted model, not a curated record. Lineage: Eukaryota; Fungi; Ascomycota; Lipomycetes; Lipomycetales; Lipomycetaceae. The coding region runs from base 98 to 871 and encodes 257 amino acids.
AGAGCAUCUGAGGUGUUUAUAAGUCUCCGUCUUCCUCUUCUUCUUCUUCUUCUCUGCAAUUAUAAAGGGAUAUUAAGAUACAAUAACUACCAUCACAAUGUCUUCUCCCGACCUUACGCUCUACACCGACACUGCGCCUAAUGGCGUCAAGAUCACCAUGGCUCUCGAAUACCUCGGACUCCCAUACAAAACCGUAACCGUCAGCAUCUCCAAGCUCGAGCAGAAAGAACCCUGGUUCCUCGAAAUCAACCCGAACGGCCGGAUCCCCGCGCUGGUCGACAACACCGGCGGCAAGCAAAAGAAACUGAUGGAGUCCGGCGCGAUCUUGCUCUACCUGGCUGACAAGUACGAUCCAGAGUAUAAGCUCAGUUAUCCGGCGGGGUCGGAUGAGUAUUAUGAGGUUCUGGAGUGGUUGUUUUGGCAGGUUGGUGGGCUUGGGCCUAUGCAGGGCCAAACCCUCCACUUCCUGCACUACUGCGUCUCCAAAUCCCCCGAAGUCCGCUCCUACGGCGUCGCCCGCUACCAAAACGAAACCCGCCGCCUGUUCACGGUCCUCGAAUCCCGACUCGCGCUCCAGAAAUCCACCAAAUCAUCCCCGUUCCUGGUCGGCGACCACCUGUCCGUCGCGGACCUCGCGUGCCUGGGCUGGGUGCUCGCGGAUAACUUUGCCGGGAUCGCGUCGGAGGAUUAUCCGCUGCUGAAUGAGUGGCAGGAUAUGGUUUCGGGUCUCGAGGGGGUGAAGAAGGGGUUGGAGGGGUAUGGAAUUAAGAAGGUCGGGCAGGAUCCCGAGUUGACGAAGAUUGCGUCGGAGUAUAACUCCAAGUGGAUCAAGAUCCAGUUUGAGGAGCAGUUGAAGUUGGGUCAGAAGUAAAUGUGUCUAUAGAUCUACUGUUACUGUACAUACCAGACAAGAACUCAGCAUCUUUCAAUGCAAUAACUAGCAAUACAUACAAUAUAUACACACAAUAUAUACACACAAUAUAUACACACAAUAUAUACAUACAAUACAUA